AAUCUAGAGAGUAACUUAGCUGCCCUGGCUCAUGCAGCUGCUGUCAAAGUUGCUGAGCAAGAAUGUGCAGUUCCAGUCAGCAAAGAUGUAUACCCGAUGGCAGAAUGACUUCUUGAUACAAGACUUGCAGAUGGUGCUGAAGUUGAAAUGGAAGUCAUUCCAAUGGGUGUUAACGGACAUGAAAUAUCAAAUGCUCUUAGGAGUACCCCAGCAUUGGUUGUAGAUGAGACUAUGCUGGAAAAGAUACUGGGGCCUCCUAGGUUUGAUGACCGAGAAACUGCAGAACGUAUGGCAACUCCUGGAGUAUCAGUUGGGCUUGUCUGGACCUCCUUUGGUGGAGACGUCCAGUUCGUUGAGGCCACAUCAAUGGUGGGAAAGGGUGAUUUGCAUCUCACUGGCCAACUUGGUGAUGUUAUCAAAGAAUCUACUCAAAUAGCUCUAACAUGGAAAAUGUUUUUGGGGUGGCGAUUUCUCCAAUCAAAGAAGACGCACCAUUGCCAAGAUUCCAUUGACCUGAUGUUCCAACAGAUGCUUUCAGACAACCGAACAAGCUGUAGUUGUUCAUCAGCCAAGCAAAAGUCAUACCCAAAUCUUACAUUGUGACUUUGUAUUAUUUGUGGAACCUAAUGUUGUGUAAUAGUUUGAUUGAGUUUGUUUUGAAAACUUUAAAUAGUAAACAAGUGAGAUUGAUUGUUUGAUUGAGUUGUUAACUAUUUUGUUGGUAUUAUGGCUUUCAUGAUUGAUUGUUUCA
Messenger RNA from Magnolia sinica, 751 nucleotides. RefSeq names its product lon protease homolog 2, peroxisomal-like. The transcript has 4 exons. Gene Ontology annotation, biological process: protein targeting to peroxisome; protein catabolic process; protein processing. Lineage: Eukaryota; Viridiplantae; Streptophyta; Magnoliopsida; Magnoliales; Magnoliaceae. Bases 148 to 603 code for a protein of 151 amino acids. Gene Ontology annotation, cellular component: peroxisomal matrix. The record is from RefSeq and is a predicted model, not a curated record. Gene Ontology annotation, molecular function: ATP binding; serine-type endopeptidase activity; ATP-dependent peptidase activity.